This is a messenger RNA of Panicum hallii, 1390 nucleotides long. Its product is annotated as GDT1-like protein 3. The record is from RefSeq and is a predicted model, not a curated record. Gene Ontology annotation, biological process: calcium ion transmembrane transport; manganese ion transmembrane transport; Golgi calcium ion transport. Gene Ontology annotation, molecular function: calcium ion transmembrane transporter activity; manganese ion transmembrane transporter activity. The coding region runs from base 211 to 1053 and encodes 280 amino acids. Gene Ontology annotation, cellular component: Golgi apparatus. NCBI's taxonomy places the organism in Eukaryota, Viridiplantae, Streptophyta, Magnoliopsida, Poales, Poaceae. The transcript has 9 exons.
AAGGGUGAAACUUCUUUGGUACCUUUUCGUCCUCCCUCAGCAGUCGACCAAAUCUGCCGUUCGUCAAACCCCCCCUCCCACGGCGUUUUAAAUCUGAAGAAACAGGAGGAGCGACGAGCAAUUCGAGGAAGGAUUCUGCCAUCCUGUCUCGCCGCCCUCCCAAAUCUGAGAGCGUUCCCAGGACUAGGGUUCGCGAGAUCCAGCCCCGGGAUGGAUCCGAACCCUAGAGCUCCCCUGCUCCUCCUCGCCGUCGUCGCCCUCCUCGCGCUCGCCGCUUCCGUGGCGGCGGCCGCCGAGGACGACGCGUCGGGGAUCUCGCUGGGCCGUCGCGCCGGGGGGUUCUUGCACGGCCUGAAGAAGGACGCGGUGGCGGAGGGCGACCAUGGGGUGGCGCUCGACGAGGUCGGCCCGGGGCUGUUCGACGCGCUCUUCGCCAGCCUCUCCAUGAUCCUAGUCAGCGAGAUUGGAGAUGAAACAUUUAUCAUUGCUGCGCUGAUGGCGAUGCGGCACCCCAAGUCGAUUGUUCUGUCCGGUGCACUCUCUGCACUUUACGUGAUGACGGUAUUGUCAACUGGACUCGGUAGAAUAGUGCCCAACUUGAUAUCAAGGAAGCACACAAAUAGUGCUGCUACAGUUUUGUACUUGUUCUUUGGACUACGGUUGUUGUAUAUUGCUUGGAAGUCUGACCCAAAGGGAUCUCAGAAGAAGGAAAUCGAAGAAGUGGAAGAGAAGCUUGAGUCAGGUCAAGGAAAAUCAACCGUUCGUAGGUUCUUUGCAAGAUUUUGUACACCAAUCUUUUUGGAGGCUUUCAUCUUAACCUUUUUAGCCGAAUGGGGCGAUCGAAGCCAAAUAGCAACAAUCGCGCUCGCAACCCACAAGAAUGCUAUUGGAGUUGCAGUUGGAGCAUCAUUAGGGCACACAGUGUGCACAUCUCUCGCAGUGAUAGGAGGGAGCAUGUUGGCAUCAAAGAUUUCGCAACGUACAGUAGCGACAAUUGGAGGUGUUCUCUUCUUGGGGUUUUCUGUUUCAUCCUACUUCUACCCUCCGUUGUGAUGGAAAGGUACUAUCAACUUCCACCUGGAUGGUAACCUUGAAUUGUUUGACGUCCUGCUGAACGAAACAUAGUGUAACCUCCCUUGCUGGACGCCGCUUGAAAUGAUGAUGAAGUAACUCAAAUUAUUCCAGCGUCCCUUGAGUCACAGGUUCCAAUUCAUGUACAGUCCUUACAGAAUGACAAUGCGCUCUGCCAUGCUGCCUUCACUCCGUACCUAGAAGCUGCCGCGAUGAGAGCAUGGCUGAUUUUUUGUUGGUUGUAUCUAAAAUAUAACUUAUACUAUAUGUUCCAAGUUCUUCAAGAAAAAGCUGCUCUAUGUUCUUUUGUCUGUCUCAA